Molecule: messenger RNA, 562 nt
Organism: Salvelinus sp. IW2-2015
Lineage: Eukaryota; Metazoa; Chordata; Actinopteri; Salmoniformes; Salmonidae
Product: low-density lipoprotein receptor-related protein 6
Source: RefSeq, a predicted model, not a curated record
ACAGUUCCGUCGAGGAAUAGGACACAGCCAAUGCGAAGCCUGCGCUGAACAGGAGCGGCCGGGGUUGAGAAAGAGGCAGAAAGAUGGGCGCCGUGCUACGGACUCUGUUGUUAUGUAGUUUUUGUUUGCUAAUACGAGGUGUACCCCUCCUGCUGUAUGCCAACCGGCGGGACCUGCGGCUGGUGGAUGCGGCCACGGCAGGGCCAACCCACGGUGGUGGUGGGGUCUGGAGGACGCCGCCGCUGUUGGAUUACGUAUACGCUCAGGGAUUGGUCUACUGGAGUGACGUCAGCGAGGAGGCCAUCAAACGCACCACCUUCAACCAACAGGGCCCGGCACGGCGGCGGCGGCCCAGACCGUGGUUGUAUCGGGCUGGCGUCGCCGGACGGCCUGGCCUGUGAUUGGUUAGGCAAGAAGCUGUACUGGACAGACUCCGAGACCAAUCGGAUAGAGGUGGCUGAGCUGGAUGGAUCGUUACGGAGAGUUCUCUUCUGGCAGGACCUGGACCAGCCCCAGCCAUCUCUCUGGACCCGGGGAGAGGGUGAGUACCUGACAAGUAGUG